Somion occarium is the source of this 3489-nucleotide messenger RNA. Lineage: Eukaryota; Fungi; Basidiomycota; Agaricomycetes; Polyporales; Cerrenaceae. The record is from the annotation of a GenBank genome assembly.
GGCUUGGAGUGGACACGCUGAUCACGCCCCGCACUCGUUUGUUGGCUAACGAGUUUCUUCAAUUUAAACCAAAGAUACCUUUGUCCUCAAAGAUACCCUUAUAAUUGUCUCCCGGAUCUUCUCCGCCAUUACAAAUAUCGCUGGCUCACUCCUGCUUCCUCAAUUUCUCUUUAUCUUCCUGCCUUCGCCAUACCUGCUUCUGUCUUUCAUAUCGCGUUUGUACUGGUACAAACAUAAUAUCCAACUCUAGAGCGACAAUCCGUACAUGGCCGCCGCAUCAGCCUCUCCUUCGGCUCAAGAUGACCUCAGUUCCACCAGUCAAGGCGCUGCAUCCCCGCAGAUUUCGUUUGGUGAUUCAUCGGACAUACCCCCUGCACCUGAAGUACAGGUGAACGGAAGGCCAGCUCCUUCUAGCUCCGCUUCGCCUUCCAAGUCUUCUUCUCCCAAUUCCAGUCAAGGUGAAGAUGGAUGGGGUUCCCAUUUCUGGGUCACGCUCGUCGAUCCGCAGUCUGGCGUUUCAUUCUAUGCCUGCCCUGCGACCGGCGAAGUUAGUUGGGACCCUCCAGUCGGCAACUUUCUGCUUCCCCCUAGUCCGGAAGGAGAAUGGUGGGAGAUGAUUGACGAGUCGAGUGGCUUGCCUUAUUACUACCACACCAAGACUGGUGAAACUGUUUGGGAACGUCCAGAGGCAUUCAUUAUACCUCUGAACGUACUGCAAAAUACCGCCUUGGCACGCAGGCUCUCCCUCACAAACCGCAAAUCUCAGGUCAUGGACAUAGAUGCCAAUGGAAAACCUUCAUAUAGACGAUCACGCUCAUUUACCAACACCCGAGACGCAGACCCGCAGCGUCAAAACGGAUCCACGCCUCAACGGCGGUCUCAAUCGUCCACUCGGAGCUCCCCCGGCAGAGCCUCACAACUAUCCCCUUCAAACUCCUCACCACCGAGCACUAUGCGAAAGCAAAUGCGCAAAUCAAGUUCGAGUGAGAAGUCUGGCCAACACAAUCUCAGUGGCUCUACUUCCUCGCAUGCAAGCCCGCUUGCGUACCAGAGAGGGCACCCUUUAUCCCCAAUACCAGGAUCGCCAUACGCUACUGAUACAAGUCCUCCCCCUUCGCCCUCCACAGAGCAGAAGAAGAGACUGAAUGGUGGUACUCCCCGACCACCAUCUUCCGAGAAGGAUAAAGACAGCGAGCACAGUAGAGCUGGCACCCCCAAACGUAAUGGUAAUACACGGUCUUCUUCUGACUCACCAAUCCUCCCUCGUUCGCGUUCGAGCAAAUCAGCCACAUUCGUUCCUUACCGAAGUCCACAACCUCAGUCUCUCGUUGCAGCGCUGGAGAUGAUUGCGGCUUCCAGUUCACAAGAAGACGGUGACUAUAAACGUUCUGAAUAUCCUCCACGAUCGCUGGGCAAACUACGCAUCAGUACGGAUCCCUUCCUUGCCACAGGGAGGAUGAGAGACGAGCAGCAUAGCACCCCCGUCACCCCAACGGGUACAAAGGGGAAGGGAAAGACGAAGGGUGGCGUACCACCUUCACCAGGAAGACUUACGCCUUCUUCGCUAAAUGGAUCCGGUCGCAUAGAACGAAGUGCGUCUGAUCCACCUUUACCCGUAUCGUUCAAUGGCAAGGAAAUCAGUGCACCAAUACCUAACACUGAGGCAACUGCGAAUUUGAGUCCUGUCAAGAACCGAAAUGCAGGAAGGCCUAUUCCUGUGAUGCCCAUGCCCUCGGAUAUCUAUAAGAAUGCCGCACCACGACGCGUCUCGUUGAGUACCGGAGCAUACCCCGUAUUACCUGAAGAUCUCGCAUCAGAUAUUCUGCAAUUCUCGGAAAGCCAAUUCGCGAAGCAAUAUUUUUCCACUCAUCGCACUGGCUUCAUCUUCCGACGACGUGUGCCAGUCUCGCAAAUGAUGACUUGGCAGAAGGGGCCACUUAGUUCUCCGUUACUGCAGGUGAACAAGGACCUGAACAAGGAAGCCACCAAGACUUUCCGCGCGAUUCAACGAAUCAUGGGUGACCGGGAGCGUGAUCGUAUACCACAGAGCGGCUCGACCACUUCACUUCUCAGCGGUACUAUUCCAGCCUCGAUAUUAGAAGAGGAACGGUGGCUGCUCAAUCAGGGUCUAGCCCACGGUGAAUUGAGGGAUGAAAUCUACUGUCAAGUGAUGAAACAGUUAAACGGCAAUCCGACGACCGAGAGCGUGUUCAGGGGAUGGCAGCUUCUUUGUGUUCUCUUGGUCACCUUUCCGCCGUCAAAGAACUUUGAAGGGUCACUUCAGAGUUACCUCCAACAAGGUACUUCACAGCCAGAAGGGAGAGUAGAUGUCAUGGCGAAGUAUUGUCUCCGACGUCUUGCAAAUAUUUCGCGGAAGGGCCCACGAGGCAAAGCACCUACACUGCCAGAGAUAGAGACUGCAUCGGACGCUGCUUUCAACCCCUCCAUCUUCGGCGAAACGCUAGACGUUAUCUUUAGGUUACAAGAGCGCACUUAUCAUCACCUUAAAGUUCCUAUCAUCCUUCCUUUCCUCGCUGACGGCAUCCUUGCACUGGGAGGCACGAAAUCGGAAGGUAUCUUUCGAGUUCCAGGAGACGGAGACGCUGUCUCCGACCUUAAACUGCGCAUAGAUAAGGGUUAUUACACGCUUGAGGGCUGUGAUGAUCCAACUGUACUGGCCUCACUGCUCAAAUUGUGGCUCCGUGAACUGUGCGAUCCGCUCGUUCCGGAGGAGCUUUACAACGACUGUAUCACGAACUCCAGGGAUCCGGACGCUUGUAUACAGAUCGUCCAUCGACUGCCUACGAUCAACAGACGGGUGGUUCUCUUUGUCAUUAGCUUCUUGCAACUCUUCCUGGAUGAGAAGAUUCAGGCGGUCACGAAAAUGACUUCAGCUAAUCUUGCCUUGGUCAUGGCGCCGAACCUCUUACGCUGCAACUCGGACUCCAUGGCCGUUGUAUUCACCAACGCUCAGUCAGUAUUGAUCCUUUCUUGUAUGUGUAAUGACACUGACUGUGUUCUUUAGGUAUGAGCAGACAUUCGUUCACAAUCUACUUCUUCAUCUCAAAUGCGACAAAGUCGAUCCAGACUAUGUUCCUUCUCAUGGGCAUGGUGCAAUCCCUCCCGAACCUAGCCAGCAGAUCCGUAAAUCAAAAUCUCGGCGUCGCUAAACUCACUAACCAUACCCCAACAUAAUUGCUUUGGAUUACGAUACUAAUCGACAUCGUCUCGGACAUUAUUUGUUAUUUUGAUCUCCUAGUCAUUCAUUGUUUCAUUACUCGUUGUAGCAGUCACUUUCGUUCAUUCUUGUUGUCAGGUUUCUUUGGUAAAGGUCAAAAUUCUCAUACCCAUGUACCGUAUAUAAAGCUCACUCCAAUUGCUGGAAGGAUCCCUCCAAGACUAACCAUAAUAGAUGGCAUUAAAUCGUAUGUACGCUAAGUCUAGAAUGGCAACUGGUGAACGUCCUUUACCUGGCACCGACAUCUUCCC